CAACUAUCGCUACCAACAAUACACCCAUUCCUCGGAAAACGCCCUAGUUAUGGCGCCUCGAGGUCGAAGUACGAUUGCGAGCCAUGAUGGCGACCGCAGUUACGACUCAAGCCCGGAUCCUCUGGCCCUCUCUACAAACGAAAACACCGCCAAAGCGAUGCGCCAAACAACCCAGAGAGAGCCGUUCACUGCGUCUUCGCCGAACAAGCAGAACAACAGAUUGGAUUUGUCGGGGGUAGACUUCUCGUCGCCCUCGAAAUCACUAAUCAUGAACACACCACGAAUGGGCAGCGCAAGCCCGUGGCGCAUCAAAGUCACUGUACAAGCUGAGCCCGGAAGCGAUGAAGAGCACGCCAGAUCCCCAAGUGUGAAGCGAUUUACAAGGACGAAGACCACCACCGUACCAUUGAAGGAUCCAGACGCGCAGUCUCCAGCUAAGCGCCCGCGUGGACGGCCGAGGAAGUCAGAUGUAGCAGCGGCUGCUAGGCCCAAGCGAAGCGGAACACCACUGAAGAAAGCAUCAAGGUCCGAUUCAAGAGAUGCAAGUUUGGGGGCCGUGGAAUCGAGUGCGGGAGAUGUAGAUACCGAUGUACCGCUCAAGAAGCGGAGGGGUCGCCCGAGGAAGAGCGUACAGCUACCGGCUGAAGACGACGAAACGUCGGUGGUUCAGGUACCGGAGGCUCGGGGCGCAUACUCUUUGAACGCGACACCGGAACCUGUCAUGAAGUCGAAAUUCUCGAGCUCAAAGAAGAGCACGCGCUUUGCCACCCCAGAGACACUCAUUCCACUUAUCGAGACCACGGAUGCCACACCACAGGUAGUACCAACCGAGCUGGGGAAGACACUACGUCCCCGCAAAGGCACUCCACACUCGAAGAAGGCGAUCUUUGUCGAGCCGAUAUCAGAUGAAGGGUCAGAUGAAGGCAGCGACCUCCUCACUCCAUCCAGCGGGGACGAAGAUUUCGAACAUACAGAGACAAUGCAGAACACUAUUGUCCCAAGAGCGAUGUCAGCAGACCUGCAUACACAAAGCGAGAAUUCCUCUACACAAUCGAGUGAAGAGGAGCAUAAUGCCCUGACCGGCACUGAUGACAAUGAUCCCGACGUGCCGCCAACUCAAAUGUUCGAGGAUGAUGACGACGACGAAUUUCAAGAUAAUAUGAACUUUGCUUUUGACGAAGGCGCUACAAGGAUGCCAGAUGACACAACCGUCCUCGAUAGCGAGAGCUUCAGCAUGAUCUCUGUGGACUCUUUACCUAAUAAUGGAAGUUUGAGCAGUCCACCAAAGGCCGAGGACGUGCAGAAUACUGCAAAACCACGCAUCGGAUCUUUGCUUCAGCACGAGUACUUGCGACCAACUACAAACAGCUCUAAUGCAUCUGGGUCUCAAACGACCGAUAGAGCCUCGUCAGACCUGAGCUACGAUGCAGCAUGUCUGCUGCCGAUCGACACAUUACACCCGGUUCCAUCACCACGUUACAAAACGCCUGCUAUUGACACUGAAGUCCCACAAAUCCCGCCAGCUAUUAACCCAGUACAAACCAAUGUGCCGAAAACCGAAACCCCAAGGCUCGGUCGAGUGGUAACGGCUGGCGUCGUUCUCCAAGGCGUUCUGGAUCCCAGUCGCUUGACACCUCAGCCUUCGCAGAAAGCGCGCGAUGAGAAGCGCGAUGAGCUUGAUGACCUCUUUCGAGGAUUUAGUGAGGGCACGCGAAAGGAACUGCAGGCAGGUCUUCGUCUGGGUGAGCAGCUUGCACAAGAUCAAACAAAUGACCCUGCUUCACCUGGCCCCUCCAGCCCUAUCAAAGAGGAGCCUAAACUAGCACUUAAAGAAGGCAUCUUCAGAACUCAGCGAAAGUAUCGCCAGUCCCGUCUUUUGACGCCUGAGGAACGCGACGAUCAUAUCACCACACCCGCGGGGGAGUCCGUCGAAGCAAACGAUGUUCAAUAUCCAUCUUUGAAUGUCGAAGACGUAGCAAGCUCGCUAAUCAGUCCUGCGAGUAGUGAAGAUGAGAUGAGCUGGCGGAUUGACACUCCUCCUGUUGUCAUAACAAGUGCCCAGCGCGAGCGCUUCGAGAACGCUAGUAAUGAACGUCGACGCCUGCUUCGUGGUCGUGAAACCGCAAACGCGGGCGAGGCGACUCAGCGUACGCAGCAGGAUGAUUACCCAGACAUCUGGCAAGAGGAGGCCAGUCGUUCGUCCAACUCGUUGGAAGAAGAAGAUGUACCUCCGGAGGUAUCUCUGCAAUUACAGGAUAUUUUUGCAGAUGAUGGUGUAGUUAAGCCCGCUCGUGGAAAGCUUCCCAGGACGUGGCGUCGCAAAAGUGCAAACAACUUCCAAUACAGUGACGAGGCAGAAUCUCCUCAACAGCUGUCGCCCCCACAAACGAAGUCUUCUGAGCCGGUCUCAGCAAGUGUUCAUGAGGGUAAAGCAAAGCUAGCCGAAAUUACUGUUGCUGAAGAUGGAGAGAUGGAAGAUGAUGAUGAGGAGGAGGAGGACAGCUAUGCUAGCGAUGCUAGCGACGAUACGGGCAUGUUCUUUCAAUCAAAUAUGCCCAACAUCUUCAAAAACAACCGAGCUACUGAACUGAAGCAGAAGAAGGUAGACAAGCCGAGUCUUUCUACAUUAUUGAAUGAGGGUGAAAGCCUAGUUCCAGAAUCCUCACCUCCAGUCGCAACAAAGAACUCGCUUUCUGCGACAAAGACAAAUCCAUUUUUAGACACACCACCUCGCUUCCCAGGCUUGCCAACGUCACCAAACAAGAGUAGCCCGUUGCGUCGGGAGCUUCGUGGAUCUGAUAUCUCGUCCGACUCUCCUUACCGUAUUACAGACGAGUCAUCGUUGCCACUUCCACAGAGCUCACCAUUCCAUACCAUUGUAGACGGCGAAAGUAUGCUUUCGGUAGCCUCCGACCAGCGCCAGUUCCGCGUCGAGAUGGAAGGUUCGACGACUUCCAGCAUCCGGCGUGUACGCAAUGAGGCGAAUGAAUACCUUGAUGCUUAUGAGCCGCAACAACGUAGUCUCAAUGAGAUCACUGAAAUCACUGAACCGAGCAGAACUUGGCAUAAAGACACAACCGUUGUCCUGCCAAGUCCACCGCCGAAACAGGAGAGCUUUGCGCAGAGCAUGCUAUCUCCAACUCGUAGACCAGUGUCACUUUUUAGCAGCCACAGGGAGUCGCAUCAGAUGGCAGCAGCCAUGCCAAUGCACGCUGAAGAUGGCACAGAGGAGACUGGGACGGAUGAGAGCUCGGUGUACGAAGACACAGACGCCAGUUCAAAUUCGGGCGCUCAACCUUCCAAUAGCACUGAACCCACAGAGCAACAUGAACAACCCACCACAGGCAUUUUCAGUCGCCUAACGUCUACCUUAUUCGAAGCACUCAGUCGCCCAGCUACGGCAGCCGCACACCCUAUUCUCUCCAGACUUACUCCUUUGCCCAGGAUAGAGCCCUGGACGAAGACACACUACAAAGCCCUCGACAAACUCUACACCACACACCUCAAACACCCCGCUCUCUUCUCGCCCUCUAUCAAACCAGCAACGCCUCUAUCGCAAACCAACACCGACCUCCUCAACCAGUUUCUUUCUACGAGCAAGCAUGCGUACGUCGGAGCAGUGUAUUCGGUAUGGGGCUACAGCAUGGUCAUGAGCGAGGAACUGGUUGUGCUGUGCGCUGUGUAUAUGCAGUCGCUAAGUUUGAAGGGCAUUGAUGAGUACGAAAAUUUCAAUCAGAGAGAGAUUCAGAUGGGUGAUUGCGCGCCUGGUAGGAGCGGGGACGCGAUCAGGGGUGAUGACGUUGUGAAAAGGCUAGCCACUAUAGUCAUUGGUGAGGCUGUGCGGAGGGAUGAGAAGGCAGGGAAGGAGAUACACAGGAGAGGAGCUCUGACGGUCGCGUGGCCGCAGUGAGGGCUUGAUGUGAGGGUGUGUGGAUGGAACCUUGCUGGGAGUAUUGUCCUUAGAAAGGUGUUUGGUCUUGAGCGGGAAUGUGUGAUAACGGCCGACUAUCUAUGGAGUUUGGAGUUUACUGAAUGGGUUUCAUGCUAUGAUACCACAAUACUCAAUUUUAUCUUGGAAAUGAAUGUUUCGGCGCCAAUAUAACAUGUAUAAAAGAGAAAUGUUUCCCUUUGCCCAGAGUUGCACAUCAAAUCAGAACUUGAUUACCUCGA
Cucurbitaria berberidis CBS 394.84 is the source of this 4170-nucleotide messenger RNA. RefSeq lists its product as uncharacterized. Gene Ontology annotation, molecular function: DNA binding. The transcript has a single exon. Bases 50 to 3910 code for a protein of 1286 amino acids. NCBI's taxonomy places the organism in Eukaryota, Fungi, Ascomycota, Dothideomycetes, Pleosporales, Cucurbitariaceae. The record is from RefSeq and is a predicted model, not a curated record.